Molecule: messenger RNA, 636 nt
Organism: Larimichthys crocea (large yellow croaker)
Lineage: Eukaryota; Metazoa; Chordata; Actinopteri; Sciaenidae
Gene: mycbp
Product: MYC binding protein
Exons: 5
Coding region: 146-457 (103 amino acids)
Biological process (GO): regulation of DNA-templated transcription
Cellular component (GO): nucleus
Molecular function (GO): transcription coactivator activity
Source: RefSeq, a predicted model, not a curated record
AGUACUUCCGCCGUAGUUACGGCCGUUUCCAUGCGUUGCUAUGACAACGGGUGCACAUCCUGUGUGUUGUGUUAGCAGCUCGAGUUAGCCGAUCUACCUGUCACAUUCUAACUCACCUGUAAAUUACACAGGUAUACACGUAAUCAUGGCGCAUUACAGAGGCUCUGAGUCCAAGCGAGAACAGUUCAGAAGAUAUCUUGAAAAGUCUGGAGUCCUUGACAAUUUAACAAGCGUUUUAGUGGCACUUUAUGAAGAGACUGACAAGCCCAACAACGCACUGGAUUUCCUAAAGCUUCACCUCGGUGCGGCUGGUUCAGAGGCAGCAGAUGUUGAGGCUCUUCGCACGGAGCUGGCUGAACUACAACAGAAGUGUAACCUGCUCAUGGAGGAGAACAAAGAGCUGAGAAACAAGCUGAUGCAGUAUGAACCGUCGCCUGAGAACGGAGCAGCAGAGUGACAGGAGGAUGUUUUGAAAUAUAUAUAUGAUAAACAAGCUUGUUUUUGAGUAUGUAAAUGUUUAUUACAUAAUAGUGAAAGUUCAAUGACGCGUUAAAGUACGUCACUGUUAUUUUUGUUUUUGUAAAAUAUCAAGAAGCAACAUUUUGCUUUGCCAAAAAUAAAAAUGUUUUUUCAGCA